This is a messenger RNA of Papaver somniferum (opium poppy), 750 nucleotides long. RefSeq lists its product as uncharacterized. The transcript is spliced from 2 exons. The record is from RefSeq and is a predicted model, not a curated record. Lineage: Eukaryota; Viridiplantae; Streptophyta; Magnoliopsida; Ranunculales; Papaveraceae. The coding region runs from base 1 to 750 and encodes 249 amino acids.
AUGGAUAAGGCUUUUGAUAAUGUGAGGUGGAGCUCUUUAUUGAGAAUUCUUGAGAAGCAUGGUUUUGGUAGAAAAUGGAUAUCUUGGAUUAGGUGGUGUAUUUCAAUAUCUCAUUUUUCAGUUCUUGUGAAUGGGAGUUCCACAGAGAAAUUCAAACCAUCUAAAGGAUUAAGGCAAGGUGAUUCUCUUUCACCUUUUUUAUUUUUACUUGCGGUGGAGAUUUUGUCAAAGUUAAUUGAUGAUGUUGUUAGGAGGGAUCAAUUGAAAGGUUUUCAGGUGGUUGAAGGUGGGAUCAACAUUUCUCAUUUACAAUUUGCUGAUGACACCUUAUUGUUUGUGAUUGCUAAUGAGGAGGAGGGUGUGAAGAAUCUGAAAUGUACAAGUCAAGCUCUUAAAGCUAAAUGGGUAUGGAGAUAUGCAACUGAGAAGAAAGAUUUAUGGAGGAGGGUAGUGCAACAAAAGCUAAAGAAUAAGGAGGAAGUUAGUCCACCAACUAAUGAUGAUACUGCUACUGGGAGGAGUAAUUGGAAGAGUAUUCUCAAUAAUACUUCUUUUGUGGAUAAGGAGGUGAAAUUUAAGCUUAACAAUGGUAAAUCAAUAACGUUUUGGCUUGAUGAUUGGACUGCAACAGGUGCUUUGAAAGCAAGAUAUCCAGCAAUUUACAAGGCUUGUAGGAAUAAGAAUGCUUCAAUUGAUGACAUGAUUGAGAAUGGCAGAUUAACUUGUCAAGUGAGAAGAAGAUUGAAUUAG